Molecule: messenger RNA, 1390 nt
Organism: Momordica charantia (bitter melon)
Lineage: Eukaryota; Viridiplantae; Streptophyta; Magnoliopsida; Cucurbitales; Cucurbitaceae
Product: orotidine 5'-phosphate decarboxylase
Source: RefSeq, a predicted model, not a curated record
AAAGGAAAUGGAGUUUGAUUUUAUGAGAAUAUUUGGGAACCAUUCGAAAAAUUGGUGGCUUGGGAUUCAGUUACGAGCAACCCUUAGAUUCAUUCUGCACUAAAUUACAGAUAUUAUGGCGCACAAAUACAUCACUGUUUGUCUUUCUCAACCAAAUUACAGAUAUUCAGUCCCCUCCAUCUUCACGCUCAUUUUUCUCUCUGCAUUUGAUCUUUAUCCAGAUCUUCACCAGGUGUGUGGUGUCCUGUCUUGCAUCUGUUUGAAGGAAGUUCUAUCAUGGUUGAGCCAUGUUGACGGUAUAUUCUCCGGGAGCUAACAAGAACUUUCUGGCAUGUCCAGACUCUAUUCCACAGCCUGAGGUAUCUCAUGACAAGAUUAUGCAUGCUAAUUCCCUUACUUGUAGUACCUCAGUUUCUCCGUGCUCUCUAAGGAGUUCUUGCAAUAGCAUGCUUCUACACAAUCCCUCAUCUUUUAAAAGGUGUAGUCAAUUGAAUGCUCAUUAUGUUCUGAACCGAUUCGCUUUCAGAAGAUGGCUAUGCUGCUCAGAUAGUUCCACACCUCCUUCAGACGAUGAGUAUCGCUCUUCUCGCAACAUAGCUAUCAGUUUGUUCAGGCGAUACCGGAAUUAUGUUGAUCGAGGAGGAGGCGACAACCUAAAGGAUUUCAUUAGUGCUGGGGUGAAUGCAUAUGCACUUGGUUGUACAGAUGAAGGGUUAAGAAAGGAACUUAUUGACAUGAAAGAAUCCGGUCUUGAAAUUGAAGUAAUGCAAAGUUAUGGUGGAAGCACUGGUUUGAAAUCCAAAAUCAUCUCAGAGGAGAUUGAAGAAUGCAUUCUGUGGUUGAGCAUUAUAUUUGUCACCAUCUUGUGUACACCACAACCAACUGUAGUUAGAUGGUCAUCUACACCUUCAGUGUCAGAUGAAGUAAGGCUUCAGUGGAAAGGCUUUUGUGCUCUCAUUGCCAAUGCAUAUUAUGUGCGGGGCAUGGCAUGGCUGCCGGUAAAGACUCUACAACUUGAGCAGAUGGCAGUGGUGGGACGAGCUGAGGAACCUUCAGUUGUUGCUAGCCGAAUGCGUCUAGUUUUCAGCACGCUUGAGGUGGUUAGUCCACAAUGGCCUAAAGUAUAGUGCCAGAUAAUCGAAAGAUCCUCCUGCCAGAAAACUUGGCAAGUUACCCUGAUUACACACGCAGAAUGUGAGUCAAUGUAGCUCAACCAUCUGUCUGGCUCAAUUUGUGGCAAUUUGUAAACUAAUCUUCGAGCUUUUUUUUUCCCUUUCAAUAACACUUUCUUGUUAUUGUUUAUAUAUGUUACAAUAAUUCUAUCGGCAAGAAUGCACAGCUGUUGUCCCAUAUUUGUUCUAUUAUCAGGAAUUUUCUUCUUCUCAUGUAA